CGGCACUGGCAGACUCGGGGAGGAGAGGAAGGAGAGGGACUCUCUUGUCUCUCUCUCUGCUCCUUGGCGAGUGUUUGGCCGUUACUCGGGGAAUGGCGGAGUCGGAUUUGGAGAGCGGCAAAGGGAAGCUGGUGGCCAAUCAGCCGUAUGACGAGAGUGUGGACGUGAAUGAUGGCGAGGAGGUGGCGAGCGUGUACACGCCCACACCGCGGCACGUCCCUGCUCCCAAGUCAGAAUGUGUCCAGAGCAGAAUUGUGGUGGAUAACAGCAGCGACGAGUAUGAGGAGGACGUAAGCAAAGUGAUGUCCACAGAGGAGAAGAAGCCGCUGCAGCGAGCCUUCGUGGAGAACGAGGACGAGGAGGAGGAGGAUUCUGACGAAACGGAUUCCGACGAAGAUGAUGAAGAGCAUGGAGCGCCACCGGAAGGCGCGUAUGACCCUGCAGACUAUGAGCAUCUCCCCACCUCGCCAGAGAUAAAGGAACUUUUCCAGUACAUCACCAGGUACACUCCGCAGUCUGUCGAGCUGGAUCACAAACUCAAACCGUUCAUCCCCGACUUCAUCCCUUCGGUCGGCGACAUCGACGCAUUUUUAAAGGUUCCCAGGCCGGAUGGGAAGGCUGACACACUGGGGCUGGUGCCACUGGAUGAGCCGUGUGCCAAGCAGUCUGACCCCACGGUGCUGUCCCUCUGGCUGACCGAGAACUCCAAACAGCACAGCAUCACGCAGCAGCUGAAGGUGAAGAGCGUGGAGAACGCAGAGAAGAACCCAAAGGCCAUUGAUAACUGGAUGGAGAGCAUCAGCGAGCUCCACCGCUCCAAACCCCAUGCUAACAUUCACUACACAAGACCCAUGACUGACAUCGAGACGCUGAUGCAGGAGUGGCCGGCUGAGUUUGAGGAACUUCUGGGAAAGGUGAGCCUUCCCACCGCAGAGAUCAACUGCGACCUGGCCCAGUACAUUGACAUGAUCUGUGCUAUCCUGGAUAUCCCCGUCUACAAAGAUCGCAUCCAGUCUCUGCACGUGCUUUUCACACUCUACUCGGAGUUCAAAAACUCACAGCAUUUCAAAGCUCUGGCUGAAGGGAACAAGGUGACGGGCUCGGGAGACCCCCCACCACAGAGUGCAGACCCCGACAGCGUGAUCCUCGACUGACCGGAAGCCAUGGGCGGGGCUUCCCCACCACAGCCGAGGAAUUUCCUUCUCAAUAUAUUUUAACGUUUUACUAUUUUAUUUUUCUAUCCGUUGUAUAAAUUUUCUAAUAAAUAAUUCUAUUUGGAUCAAACUUAAGUUUUACCUCAUCAACAACAUCACACCUCCACCAAAACCCCCGAACA
Molecule: messenger RNA, 1336 nt
Organism: Callorhinchus milii (elephant shark)
Lineage: Eukaryota; Metazoa; Chordata; Chondrichthyes; Chimaeriformes; Callorhinchidae
Gene: ift46
Product: intraflagellar transport 46 homolog (Chlamydomonas)
Exons: 12
Coding region: 93-1154 (353 amino acids)
Biological process (GO): cilium assembly; intraciliary transport
Cellular component (GO): motile cilium; centrosome; intraciliary transport particle B
Source: RefSeq, a predicted model, not a curated record